AGCAUCAAAAGCAAUUUCUCAGGACAAGAGAGAAUGGAAGUAAGCGAAAAGGAGACCAAUUAAAACAGGAUAAACUAGAACGGAAUCAAAUAAGAUUAAAAUGAAUCCAAACCGGAUCAGACUAAAUGGCAUUGUCUGGGUGGAAUUGUUUCAGCAAAAUUGCCUAAAUGAAAUUCAAAAGGAACUUAUCAAAAGCAAUUUAAACAUGGUAGAUCGAAGAAAUGCCUAUGAGAAAUUAGGGGUUUUUGCGAGUGGUAGAUUAUGUUAUUGCUGCAAACUCAGUGGAGUAAACGUCAGUUCUACAAGACUAAGAAGAAAGAAAUAGAAAGAUUAGAGCAGUAAAACAGUUGAAUAGCAGAAUAGUUGAAGCGAAUAGAAGUGGGAAAGGAGCCAAAAGCAGCAAAAGGCAAGAAUUGUCUAAACCA
Messenger RNA from Ascoidea rubescens DSM 1968, 425 nucleotides. RefSeq lists its product as uncharacterized. NCBI's taxonomy places the organism in Eukaryota, Fungi, Ascomycota, Saccharomycetes, Ascoideales, Ascoideaceae. Bases 101 to 325 code for a protein of 74 amino acids. The transcript has a single exon. The record is from RefSeq and is a predicted model, not a curated record.